Molecule: messenger RNA, 1152 nt
Organism: Dalotia coriaria
Lineage: Eukaryota; Metazoa; Arthropoda; Insecta; Coleoptera; Staphylinidae
Exons: 2
Coding region: 162-479 (105 amino acids)
Cellular component (GO): BORC complex
Source: RefSeq, a predicted model, not a curated record
AUAUUUCAUGGUUAUGUCAAGUACAUAUCAACUGUGAAGUUGUUUCGCUCAGUUUUAUGCGCUUACCCACCUUAUACAUGUGUGUUAGUGACCUGCUAAUUUAAAUAAAUAAUUUAUUUACACGCCGAUAAAGAUCCACGACCACUUUCGGGUGCUUUGCGAUGACGUCGGCGAGUAGUACAAGCGCUCGCUCGCUGUUCGCCGAUUCGAAAAUGCGCCUCGCUGAUCGUGUACAGGUAAAUGUGAAUUAUGUCGCCUCGUUGGUACGACAAAUAGUCAGAGGAUCAAAAUCUAACGAGAUAUUGAUGCACACAGCAAGAAACUUUGCGCUACAAGAACAUGCCAUUGAGAACACUGACAACAACCUGAAGAAGCUCAAUGCACUUCUGGAGACAUUGAACACUCAUCAGGACAACUUGCUAAGGUCUUGUCAGCAGAUUGAGGAGGUUAAGGAACAAGUCCAUGCAAUGCAAAGAUAAUUUAUAAAGAUAACAGGUUAUAAACUGCAUUUUAUAGGUUUAUAGUUGCAGUUUACUCUAUAGACUUUAGUAUUUGUCCUGUGGAUGAAUGAGUGUAAUGCUUAAGGUUGUUUUUGUUGUGAAUUAUUUGUUCUGAGUUAUCUUUUGUUUGACUGGCGCGUAAAUACGACGUCAUCAGCGACGCCCCUCAUGAUAAAGGACGCGAUAACGCAUUUACUAGUUGUGAGUUGAUAGCAGGUUUUAUAUUUAGUCUCAUUGUGAUAAACACUACAGCAAAAUGUGUGGUUGAUUGUAGUGUGCUUUAAGAUUUUCACGUAAGUUUUUAUACUUUAAAUGUACAUAAAUUUGUGUUGCAAUAUGUAAUUGAAUAUUUGUGAAAAGUAAGUUUUUCUGGUUAUAACAGUUAAACAAUGAAUAUUUCUACUGAGGACUAGUUUAUUUAAGAACUGAGUGUUCUGUUAGGUGCAAAUUUGGUUGCAUGUUGACCAGUUUGUAGUUUUAUUACAGGACAAAGUGAUAGUAAUCAAUUUGUUAAAGAAAAAGUCAUCAGAGAUCUAAUUUGAUACUAUUAUUGUAUUUUUUUGUUAAAUCUUGUUGAGUGGAUUAAUGAAUAUGUUAUUUUAAGGUUAGAUUUUGAGGUAACAUUAAAAAAAAAUUGUUUCAUCUAUAAAAA